UUUUGUUCACUAUUUUAUUUUAUUUCUUUAAAUUUAUACAAUUAUAAUCGUGUCAAUUGUAUGUUUUUGUAACGGAUUUACUUUCCAAGACGUAACCGGCUCCGAGAUAUCACUUGAGAAAACAGUAAUGUACUUUUUACGAUAUAAAAUUUCAAGGGAGAAAUAUCUUCGUAUUCGGCAUAUUAGAAUGCGGACACGUUUUCUGAAUGAGCGGUUACGUUCGCCUUGUAUUUGUUUACUGAAGGAAAUGGAAUUGUGAAAAAUUCCUAGUUUUAGAAUUUUAAGAUAAAUAUUUCUUUCAAGAUACAUGUAUAUAAGACUAAUGUUCAGCAGAUGUAACGAUUGACUUAUGAAAAGUUGAUUUAAUUCAAUAGAUCUCAUGUGUAAUAGACAGUAUUAGAUAUUCAAUAGAUCUCAUGUGUAAUAGACAGUAUUAGAUAGGAUAUAACCGCAGGCAAUCAUCGCUUAACGUAUACAAUUGUUACAUCUGCUGAAUAGAUUUUUUGUUUUAAUACUUUUUUGUCUAAUAUUAGUUUUCAACUAUUUCUUACCAAUUUUUUGCAAAAUGUAAUUAAUUGAUUUUAUUUCAUUAUUUUUAAAUAAAAAUGAUCAGAACAGUGAAAUUUUUGUUAAAAUGUUAUUUUAUAAUUAAUUUUUUAAUUAUGUUUUAAAAUAAAGCUAGAUUUGAUCCGAAAAAAUGGCUCAAAGUGGUCAAAUUUCAAAUAAAAAAGAAACAAAAUUUUGAUAUAACGUAAACAAAUGAUUACCGGGGGUGCUACGGAGGCACCUAUCAUAAUCUACCAACAAAACUAAAUAAUUAUUUUGGUUGUACUGUGUAAUGAAAAAAAUGUGUUGAUACGCAGGAAAAUUUGUAUUUUGUGACUGAAUCAAAAUAUGAAAUAAAUAUGAAAAAAGUUCUUUAAAGAUGUGAUAUCAGAAUCAAUUAAGUCGCGAGCUUGGAAGCCGUUUGUAUGAUAUAUCAUGAAAAUCUUGGCAUUAAUUAUAUGAAAAAUAUCUCGUUAGUUCUGAAACAGAGAGCUAAUAUUAUUAUUGAGGACAUAAACGUACUUUCCUUGAUAACUUGCACAGUUGUGACUGCAUCUGGUUUCAGUUUAUCUUUAUGGUUUCUAUAUAAUUUAAAAAUAUUAAAAAUAUAUAGAUAAAUAAUUUUUAAUUUAUCCAAAUAUAUCACACAUGCAUGGUAUCUUUUAUUGCUUAACAAUAUUUUCCUCAAAUUUGCAAUACGCAAUGUGCACAGGUUUAAGGAAGUAUACGCGAUAAACGAUAAAUAUAUAUCCUCGUCUUCUACACCUAAUCAACUAUCUCGGAAACUUAUACAUCCUUCAAUAUGUGACAAAUGGACAAGACAUCAUAAUUACGAAGCAUAAAAAUAAUCAUAUACAUAUAUCGCAUGAUUUCUUUCAAUAAAUAUGUCGCGUAUUUAUUGCACUGUGUAGAUCGCGUACGAUUUUCAAUUUUGUGAAUUUCUUAUCGAGGAACAGCGUUAAUAUAACUAUAUAUUUAAUUUGUAUAACGUCAUUUCAAAAUCGUCUUUUCUUCCGCUAUUAUUUCCACGAUUCUCAUGGUGAAAUUGUUCAACUGCAAAUCUGAUAUCUCGAUUAUAUGCUGUAGUAUUAUGUUUCAGUAUUUAAAUUCUAAACGAAUAAAUACAAAAAUAAAGCCUAGUAAGUCUAACGGAAGUAAACAAUCCCUCGAUUUGUCACAUAUAUACUCUGUCCUUCAUAUUAGUGGUUGAAAGUCACAGUUUCUUCGGCUAUCCGGUAUUCUAAUAAACAGACAUGUGUUGCCAGACAAAGGAAAACAUGAGCAAAGGUAGAACUAUAUAACUGCUGUCAGUUCACAACGGUCCGUUACAGAGGAUUAUUAGGAGCUGUAGAGUGACUCUGCUAAAAUGGAUAUUCUUUCAACAAAUAAUGAUCCAUACAGCUGUGCGCUACCAGUAUACAUAUGCAAGAGCCAUGUUCCCAUGCCAAGACACACCGUCUGUUAAGACUACGUAUUCAGCUAAGAUUUCAACACCAAAGGAUUUUAGAGUUAUAAUGUCCGCAAAGUUGAGAAAUAUAAUUCACACUCAAGACCAAGUCAUGUAUGAAUUCUUUCAAAGGAGUCUAACACCAGCUUACGGGGUAGUUAUUGCUGUGGGAUCACUAGAGGCGGCGAGAAAUGGUCCAAGAAUCAAUGUGUAUGCUGAAUCCAAAUUUAUCGAUGAAAGCCGCACGACGUUUGAUGAGAAUUUUGAAAGAAUGUUGGAGAUUGCCGAUGAGUUGUAUGGAUUGUCUUUGGAUAAACAAAAUAUAUGCGUGCUUCCACCAACUAUCUCACCCAAGUAUUUCACAAUACAAUGUCGAAACAUGAUAUUUGUAUCGCCAUCCUUACUUCGCGGAGAUAUCUCUUUGAUCAGUUCACUUGCUCAGCAAAUCGCACACUUAUGGACCGAGCAUUUUGUUGUAAAUUAUGAUCAUAUGUGGUUGAGUAAGAGUAUCGGUAUGUUUAUUUACAAAAAGUUUAUAAACCGCAUGCCGAUUAAUGAGAAAAUAAAGGAGUUUUUACUAAUGAAAAUGGACCGCAAAUUGGUAAAAAGGAUUGAAGGAUACAAGGAUAUCGAUAUAUUACAAAAUUUAAUACCCAGAUUGGGAAAUAUUUCACCUAAUUAUCUCAUGGAACGUGUGCCUUAUGAAGUGGGAUGUAUGCUCUUGGAAAAGUUACAGCAUGAAUUAGGAGGACCAUUGAUAUUCGACAGAUAUCUUAAAUUAUAUUUGUAUACUUUUCUACACAGAAGUAUAAACACGCAAGAUUGGAUAAGACACUUGACUGAGUACUGUACUACUUUUUGUCCGACAAACGAGAUGGUAACUUCUUUUGAUUGGAGCAUAUACUUUUUUUACACAGAACCACUUAUUCCAAACAUUUCAAUAACCGCGUUGGAAACAGCAUGUUUCAAUUUAGCGGAAGAAUGGACAAGAUGUGAUGAUAAUGCCAAAAAUAUACCUCGUAAAUUUAUAGAAGUAACAUCUUAUUCUGAUAUUGAGAAAAUAGAAUUAUUAAAAUACCUAUAUGAUUCGUCUGUCGGCCUGACCGUGAUCAAGAUAAAUUUAAUGUCAAAUUUUUAUGAGUCCCAUGAGUCCCACACUUAUGAAAUACGGUUCCGUUGGAUACGUUUGUGUAUCAAAAAUCGAUGGGAACCUAUAAUUGAUACUGCCUUGAAUUUCGCCAUUCACUUUUGUACGCCAAAGUAUGCGUGUUCUAUAUUUGAAGAUUUAUACAACUGGAAAGAAAUACGUCUAAUAACGAUCGAAGCAUAUAGACGCAACGAGAAAAAGUUCGUUCAUGAAACACAGGAAAAAAUAAAUUCAAUUCUGCUAAAUUGACAUACAUUAAGAACCAAAUCAUAUUUCCUUUUUAUAAAGUCUAAGAUUGAAAACGAGUUGAUGCGCAACAGGAUAUAAUGACAAUUCUUAUUGUCUAAAAAUAUUUAAAUUUGUAAAAAAAAAUUAAUUAUAUAGAAUAUAAAUAAUUUGUUAAUAAUC
Messenger RNA from Temnothorax curvispinosus, 3548 nucleotides. Its product is annotated as leukotriene A-4 hydrolase-like. The record is from RefSeq and is a predicted model, not a curated record. Lineage: Eukaryota; Metazoa; Arthropoda; Insecta; Hymenoptera; Formicidae. The transcript has 8 exons. Gene Ontology annotation, cellular component: cytosol. Bases 1935 to 3389 code for a protein of 484 amino acids. Gene Ontology annotation, molecular function: aminopeptidase activity; zinc ion binding; epoxide hydrolase activity. Gene Ontology annotation, biological process: peptide catabolic process.